AUGACAAAAAUUGGUGGAAAACGGUGUUUCGGAGCACUUUCUGCAACCGCAGGAAAGCUGUCUUGCGGCCGCAAUUCCAGAAAAGUUUUGGCAUUUCUAGAGCAUUCCUGCGACCGCAGGAUAUGUCUAGAAAUGUACUUUCCUUAUAUGCGCAGUAGAAGGGGAGUUGACAGUCCAGUUCCAAUUAAUCUUGAGAUCGAGAAAGAGUGCAAGCGAAACAGAAGAAACAAGAGGGUUGAAAGUUCCAUUGUUGUUACAGCAGAUAUUAAUAACAACAGUGUGGAAAACAUGAGCGGGGGAGCACCACAAAAUCAUAAUCCUGCUGGUCAAAGACCUCUACGGGACUAUGUACUCCCUAUUGUCACAGGGGUACACUCAUGCAUCCGUCCACCAGCAAUAGAGGCAAACAAUUUUGAGAUCAAGCCUGCUAUCUUGCCGAUGGUCCAAACUGCAGUUCAAUUUGGUGGCCUCCCCACUGAAGACCCCAAUAUGCACAUAGCCAAUUUCAUGGAGUUGUGUGCCACUUUCAAGAUGAAUAGGGUGAGUGAUGAUGCCAUUAGAUUUCGUUUGUUCCCAUUCUCACUAAGGGAGCGAGCGAAAAGUUGGUUGAAUUCACUUGAGGCCAAUACUAUAACCACUUGGGAUGCUCUAGCUCAAAAGAUCUUAGCGAAGUUCUUUCCACCUGCCAAGGCUGCUAAACUGAGAGGGGAGAUCAAUAACUUCUCUCAAAUUGAGGGAGAAUCUUUGUAUGAUGCUUGGGAGAGGUUCAAGGACUUGAUCAAAAAAUGUCCUCACCACGGUAUUGAGAAGUGGAUGUUGGUCCACAACUUUUACAAUGGUUUGUGCGGUACCACUCGCACAAUCAUUGAUGCAGCAGCAGGAGAAGCGUUUAUGACCAAAAGUGCUAAUAAAGCUAAUGAACUCUUAGAAGAAAUGGCCACUAAUAAUUACCAAUGGCCAAGUGAACGAUCAUGCAGUAAUAAAAAGGUUACAGGGGUUCAUGAACUAGAUGCAAUCAUAGCCUUAACUGCUCAAGUUGUGUCUUUAACUAAGCAGUUGCAACAAAAUACCAUGUCUGCCCAGGUUGUGCAAGCCCAAGUAAUGUGUGAAUUGUGUGGGGGGCCUCAUCCUUUUGACCAGUGCCAAGUUGUUUUAGAUCCUAACAAUGUCCCAUUAGAUCAAGCUCAAGUCCAGGAAGUGGGUAAUUUUCAGGGGCCCUACAACAACCCCUACUCUAACUCGCAUAAUCCGGGGUGGAGAAACCAUCCUAACUUUUCUUGGAGAAAUAAUCAGGACCAACAACAACCGUUUCAACCACAGUAUCAACGGCCUAUGACUCAAGCUCCACCACAAGCGUCAACCUCUCAACAACCUAGGCCACCAGCUACUACAGAACAGCCUAGUGAAUUGCAGGCUGCCCUAUUGACUCUCACCAACACUCAAACUCAGUUUAUGACUGAGACUAGAUCCUCCAUCAGAAAUUUGGAAAUGCAAAUGGGGCAGCUAGCCAAUAUGUUGAAUACUAGGCCUCAAGGGAAUUUGCCUAGCAAUAUUGUGGUAAAUCCUAAGGAGCAGUGUCAAGCUAUCACUUUGAGGAGCGGGAAAGAAAUUGAGGGUCCUUCUCUAAAAGGGACUAAAAAAAAGGCAGAAGAAGAGGAGAGUUGUGAGAAAGUUGAGCCCCAUGUGGAGGAAAAGGUUACUGAAGGCCUUGCAACCAAAGAGAAGAUUCAACCAGUAGUUGUUGAUUCUAAUGUCAAAAUCCCGUUGGAAGACUUUGAGACAGUGGCACUUACUGAGGAGUACAGUGCAAUUCUCCAAAGGAAGCUUGCACAAAAGCUUCAAGAUCCGAGGAGUUUUACUAUCCCUUGUACUAUAGGGAAAUUUGAAUGCAAACAUGCUCUUUGUAAUCUUGGAACAAGUAUCAAUCUCAUGCCUCUAUCUGUUUUUUGGAAGCUUGGUCUUGGUGAGGCAAAGCCUACUACUAUUUUUACUCUUCAGCUCGCGGAUCGAUCAAUCAAGCACCCAAGGGGAGUUAUUGAAGAUGUGCUAGUCAAGGUAGACAAGUUUAUUUUUCCAGCGGAUUUCAUUGUUCUAGAUAUGGAGGAAGAUGCAACCAUUUCCCAUUAUUUUGGGAAGACCAUUCUUAGCCACAGGGAGAGCACUAAUUGA
Molecule: messenger RNA, 2169 nt
Organism: Humulus lupulus (European hop)
Lineage: Eukaryota; Viridiplantae; Streptophyta; Magnoliopsida; Rosales; Cannabaceae
Exons: 3
Coding region: 1-2169 (722 amino acids)
Source: RefSeq, a predicted model, not a curated record